AAGAAGAAGAAGAAGAAGCUCCAGAGACGUCAUUGCGAUAGUCGGCGGGAAAAAGUCAGUUUGGGCCAUCGUUCCAUCUACUUCGACUUGUUUACCUUACUUUCACUGACACAAAAAAAAACCCUCCCAUCCCGUAGGACUCCCACAACCUCUCACUGUAAUUAAAGGUUGAUCAUCUCCAAUCAUGUCCGACCAUCUGAUGCGAGGUGUCCAGGUCCAGCUGACCACAGCGAUGGACAAUGUCUUGAGGACGACCGUGUUUGAAGUCAUGAGGAUUUUUGAAAGCGCGUUCCAUGACCAUAAAAUGGAGUUGGUGCAGAAGGGAGAAGAGAUUGCUCAGCUCAAAGUAAAGCUACAAACUGCAGAGCUUAGGAUAAAAGACUUUGAGGUGCACAAUAAAAGAGGAGCAGAGAAAAGUAAAACUCAGACGGAGCCAGAAGUUGUUUCAGAUUUCCCAGAGCAGUUUACAGUUGUCCCUGAGGUUGAUGCUGAAGUGCCUGAUGACUGGUGUGCUCCACUUUGCGAUGAUACAGCGACCAAGCCAGAGGAGGGUUUUUGUCCCAGCGUAAGGCUGCGACAGUUUUCCAUUCCUCUGUACCCUGUCCCACUUCUUAAGUACGAGCAUUUAUACUCUGUCAGACAUGGAGCCAGAGUCAACCUUGGCAAACAGGUUGACAUGGGAGCCAUAACCCUGGGGAGAAAUCUAGGAACCAGGAGAUCCACAAGAAGUUCUACACGAAAAGAAAAGGAAAAGCCCUCCCAAGAUAAAGACCUAGCCGUAUGUCACCAAAGCAAUCGCCCUCCAAAACUAAGUGGUGACCUCAAAAGAUUAUUCCAAGGUCUCAACACGAAUUACUGCAACCUUAAAAGUUUGGGCCGUCUACGGAAAAGGAAGAGUGAGGGAUCUUUUGGUGAUGAAGAACAAAAAGAAAAGAAAGAGAAAGAGGACUUAUCAGAGCAGAAAAAUGAGGAGAAACCAAAAGAAUCCGAACCAAGUGAAUCCAAGGCAGCCAUUCUGCAGUCAGUGAGAAUGCAGAGCAAAGAAGCAUUCUCCUGUGGAAGGUGCAAAAAGUCAUAUCCAACAAAACCUGGCCUGCUUGUACAUUUGCAUGCUCAGGUGAGUUGCGGGGGUUGCAACAUGGUCUUUUGCUUCCAAGAGGCUCUUGACUACCAUAUACGAUUUUGUGAAAAGCACCAGGCAUUGAUAAAAAGAAAUCACAAAGAAGAUGAAAAGAUGGUUACUGGUGAAGGAAAUGUACUUAAUUCCAGCAAAGUGAUCAUAAAAGAAGAGAGGCCGAGUUCUUCUGCUGUUAAAAGCAACACAUCCCGCGAAGAGUAUUCCUGCAAACACUGCGUCUUCAAGACUAAAAAUACCGGCAAAUGGAGAAAGCACAUGAAAAUUCAUGGUGGGAGGAUGAUAACUUGCAGACUGUGUCCAAGGAAGUUCUCUCGGAAGCCUUCUCUCAAAGCACACAUAACAAGAAUGCACAGCCAACGCACCGAUCCAGAUGACAAAAGAGGAGACCUUGGAUGGACAAAACCCUUGGAGGAUGUCGACGAAGACAAGAAUUGAAGAGACCCAGUAAAUAAAUGGUGUCUUCUAUAAAAUCCCAAGGGGACAUUGUAUCCACACAGGAGAGACGCUCUCCAACUGUGACAAGUGACAUGCAACAUGUCGCUUCCUCACUCUUUUACCAUCCAUAGGAAGAAAUAUAGGUGGGCUGGAAAGAAGUGCAGCUCUGCUCUGGAGGAGAUCUCAGAAAACAGAAGGACUGAUGAGCAGCAGUCUCUUACAUCCACCAUGCUGUCUGUGUUUGUGCAAACCUGUAAAGAUUCUUUUAUUUCCUAAACCAUUUCAUUAAAACUGAAAGAUGUCUUAAAUUGCAGGACAAACUUAAAAAAAGAAAAAAAACUGCUUUAGUUAGCUUCUGUGUUUCCUUGUUUUUCGUUUUUAUUACAGCUCUUAAUUGUCACAAAAAGACCUAGAUGUGAAAGCUGUAAAUGAAGCCAAAAGAUAUUGUUUGGUAAGAUAUUAGCUUUUUUUUUGUAUGUUUUCAAUUUGUUGGUUUGACUUAUUAUUUGACACAUCUUUGGUAAUGUUUUAUCCGUUUUGUAUGAUUGCAUUACUUAAUGUUCUUUAUCUGUGGAUCUUGUCACAGAACUGUUUAUUACCUGUGACAGGUGAAAAAGUUAAAUGUUAUUUAAAAUUGGGUAACUCGCUCAAGGAUUUCAUUUAAUUUAGUUCUAGUUUGAAAUUUAUAAGGAAGGUCUUUUUUUUUUUUAUUGGUUCAACUGAUAAUUUCAGUUUAGUUGUCAAAAAUUGGCCUAAAAAUUAAUGGGUUCUAUGGUUGUCUUAAACGUGAACAUACAGUUUGGGAUUUCUUUGAAAUAUUUGGAACAGUUGUAAAAUGUCUUAAAAAUUGAAGACUGGUUUUUACACAGACUCAUUACCUGUUUGAGUAUUUGCUGAUGCCUAUUAGAGCUUGGUUCCUCUAAGGAGUGCUGAGAUAAGAACAUAUAUUGCAGUUUUUUAAAUAAAUCGUUUGCAUUUUUUUCAACCACCCGUUUGAUUUAUAUUUGUAUUUGAAAUUGUUAUCUCUUUAAUAUAAAUCAAAAAUAUUUUUAACUGCGUUACUCUCAUAUAUCCUGCCUACCUUUACCCGCUGCUGAACGGGAUUUUACGUUAUCGCGAGAUUUGCUGCCAUAGGUAAGUUGCUGACCUGCUAUAUGAAACGUGCGUUUUUCCCUCCUUUCUAAGCUCUAACAUUCAUUUUAUCUUGCCAAAAAAAUUAUAUUUGUCCAGUAAUGUACAACCGUUGCAUCGGUCGGACAGUUUAUGUUGCUUAUUUUGUGUCUAUAAAAUAAACGGAAGUGCUAGCUAGGUGCUAGCUAAAAGUGGCUAAUGCGACCUUCGGAUCUUUGUUUACAUAAUUAUUCAAUGAAAACCACCGCGUGAGACGAGACAGUUAUCGUCUCUCCUUUAACGACUUUUUAACCCAAUUAAACGGAGCACAUGUAUCCAACGUUACGUGCGGCUGUUGUCAUUUAGCCUAAAUGUUAGCCUGGCGGUUUCUCAGCAUGUGAUAUUUUUUAUAAGCUCAGCGGCGCGUAGAUCUGUCUGAGGAUAUUGAGUUUGAUUUACAAACAGAAGCAUGGAGGCUGUGAGGGGUGUUUUCCACGCUCAGCUGGCCACCGUCAUGGAUUCCCUGCUCGCUGCCGCCGUUUGCGAGAUCGCCAAGAUCUUCGAGAGCAGCCUGUGCGAACAGCAGGCGGAGCUGGUGCAGAAAGCGGAGGAGAUCUCCAUGCUUCGCUGCAGGCUGGAGAAGAUGGAGAGGAGGUACAAAGCCAAGGAAGGGGGCACCGAGGAGGGAGAGCUGUCAUCAGGAGUCAGAGAGGGCAGUCUGAGGCAGCAAACCCAGACAGGAUCAGUGCUGAAUGGGGAUAAAAAUUCACCUCACUCGGAGCCAGAGGAGGAACUCCGCAUGCUGAAAGAAGAGGUCACAGGGCAGGAAGGAGCCUCCAUAAAGAACGAGCCGGUUAGAUCACGGUCUGUUACAGGCCAACCCACAGAUGGUGACAUUUGCAUCUCCCAAGCUGGCUAUGGCUCUCCCAAGCCUGAUUCUGGUCUACUUCAAGCAGGAGACUGGACUGGACUGAACUCGACCCGCGGUGGUGUUUCAGGUCUGGAGAACCCGCACGGGGAUAGAAAUGUCUGCUCUGCUACAGCUAGCAGCAGCAUUGGCAACGACCCUUCAUGUUUCCAACCUGGUUUCGGGUCGGAAGAGACCAGCAAUGAAGGUGACGCCUCAUUUGUUUUUCUGGACCAAGAGUCUGAGAACCAGAACUCAGAGGAGGGCUCAGAAGAAAAGGAGGCAGAUCUUAUACCAGCCACCUCUGCUGAAGCGCCAUGGCGACCAAGAGAUGAGAGAGUCGCAAGAGGUCACGUCAAUCACGCUCGAAGGAUCACUAAUGUUGCUAGCAGAGACCCGCUGCGGCCACAGUUGAACGCUCAGCUGCUCGCGGCACGACAGACAAACACUCUUAAUCACCCCACGACCCCCGCUGGAGGAAACGGUCGCCCUUACUCCUGCCCGUACUGCACAAAGUGUUUCACCUACCCUUCCCAUCAGCGCAGGCACCUUCUGCGGCACACUGGCGUCAGACUGCAUCCCUGUCAGUUCUGUGACAAGAGCUUCCUCACGCCGUCAGAGCUCACCGUGCACACUCGCACGCAUACGGGGGAGCGGCCUUUUGGCUGCGCUCAGUGCGGCAAACGCUUCGCCCGCAGCGGCAACCUGAGAGCCCACCAGCGAGACGUCCAUAUGGGGAAGAGGCCCUUCGCUUGCAUAGAGUGUGGAAAGAGAUUCGCACACAGGGGAAACCUGAGGGUGCACAAUCACAGAGUUCAUCAAGGGGAUCCGUACUAUACUGAGGCUCAACCGGAGCCUGACGGCAACCAGAAUGCUAUAUAAAAACAGCUGAAGAUCAAGGUUAUUACGCAUCACCUUUGCAGCAAUUUGGAACGAUUUCUGUCGUUUGUCUACGUUUGACUCUGUCAACCAAUUUAGGUCAAAUAGAUUUGUGAAUGAACAGUUAUAUUUAUCUGGAACAAAAAGGCUGCUGAUGUUAAAGAAAAAUAAAAACUAUUGGGAUUUGUUUUCCUUUUUAAACAUACUAUGCUAUUCAUUAUUUAAAGCGAUUCGUCUAUAAGAUCACAUUUGUGGAUAAUCGAUUGGUACUACAGCUUCAUCAAAAAAGUGUUUCCAGGAAGUCUCCUUAAAAAGGGAAAUUCAACAUAGAUUUUACAUAGAUUAAUUACACCCAGGGUGAAUAUACAAUUCUCCUAUUUUAUUCUGUCUUGAUGGUCGUGGCUUACAGCUAAUAAACCCAUAUUCAGUUCCUCAUAUUAUUAGACAAUCAAAAGAGCUUAAUAAACCCAUUUAUGUCCGGCCAUGUUAAUGGAAGGUAAAGGUGUGGUAGAAAAAGGUGCUUAUGUUAAUAGAUUUGCACACCCGUAAGAUAACUGACUGACUUGUGCUUGAAAUGUUUGCACAGACUUGGAGGGCCAUGUCACCUGGCAGCAUUGGUCUUUGGUUUCACAAACACAACAUCUGAUAUUAACAAGUCAGAGCAGCUGUUUAGUGAAAGAUUUUAGAGCAAUAUAUUUUUUAAGAAGCUUCAUGUAGGUUGUUAUUUUAGAUCUGUUAACACUGCAAGGUCUAUCACAGGACUUGGUUGAUCAGAAAACUGACCUGACUGAAAAUUUAGAUGGAAUUAAAAAGUUAGAAAAUGCUUCGAUGUUUAAAUUCCCUCAGAUCGAUCUGUGCUCAUCUGUCUUUUCUUUGAAUAUAAAGAAACGCAUAGCUAAAAAGAACAAAGCUCUUCUUCAGCUGAACAUUCAGUGUUAGACUAGUCAGAAAAAUGGUUCAAAUGAUUUCCUUAUUUUAUUUUAAGAAGUGUAAAUGUAAAGCAAUCACUCAGUGUGGCACAAAUGCAGAGUUUGCACUCCUUUGGACUCCCUUGUUUGAUCAAUUCUAUUAGAGCUCAUGAUAAAAAAAAAA
Messenger RNA from Cyprinodon variegatus (sheepshead minnow), 5561 nucleotides. Its product is annotated as zinc finger protein 648-like. The record is from RefSeq and is a predicted model, not a curated record. Bases 3153 to 4472 code for a protein of 439 amino acids. Gene Ontology annotation, molecular function: RNA polymerase II cis-regulatory region sequence-specific DNA binding; DNA-binding transcription factor activity. NCBI's taxonomy places the organism in Eukaryota, Metazoa, Chordata, Actinopteri, Cyprinodontiformes, Cyprinodontidae. Gene Ontology annotation, biological process: regulation of transcription by RNA polymerase II. The transcript has 8 exons.